This is a messenger RNA of Prorocentrum cordatum, 1587 nucleotides long. The record is from the annotation of a GenBank genome assembly. Lineage: Eukaryota; Dinophyceae; Prorocentrales; Prorocentraceae.
AUGCGGCGCGACGUGCCCGUGCAGGAGGCCGUGGUCACUUCCACGAAGAGCAUGCUCACGCUGGUGUGCAAGAGGCCAGUCGACUUCCAGUUCGCUCCUGGCCAGUACGCGUACAUCCAGAUACCUUCUUUGGACAUUACGUUCCACCCGUUCUCCAUCGGCUCUGCGCCGGAGGAAGCUGUGCUCAGGUUCUACAUCGUGGUGUACAAGGGUCAGCGGACCGAGAAGCUGGCCGACGCCAUCGAAAAGAGGACGAUCAGCAGAGUGAACAUCAUGGGCCCGUUUGGUCCAGGGUUCGAUACAAAUAACUUCGUGAGCGUCAGCGCAGUGGGCACGGGGACGGGCAUCGUGCCCAUGAUGUCGUUGAUGAGGGAGCGCUAUCGCAGGCUGACGCUCAUGAACAAGGAGCUGCUGCAAGGGAUUCAAGAAGACCCUGAGAAAGCGGUUCGGCUUGAGCACAUGGCGCUCAACGAGGCCGUGGUCCACACGGGGCUCAUCAUGCUGCAGUACCAGUGGAAGCUGCGCUGCAUGCGGGCGAGAGGCACGCAGACUUCGAUGAUCAUGUCUUGGGCCACGAAUCGUACGUACUGCCACUACGCGUUCGACUUCAUCGCGCACAUCGUCCUGCUGCUGGACAUGUGUCAGGGCUUCUGGACGUUCUCUUGGAAGUACCUGGACGAAAUGGAGUUCAAUGCCAAGUUCCCAAAGGUCGAUGCCGGCCAGUGGAAGGCGAUGGAGGUCAUGAGCCUCGUCUGCAUCUCGUUCUUCUUGGUGCACCGGGUCCACUUCUGGGCGAAUCCUCGCAUCUUUGAGCGGUCAUUCGCGUACGUGCUUGAUGUGGUGGCAGUGGCGUUUAUGCUCGGCACCCACUUCGCAUGGGCGGGCGAGGUUCCGUCCUUCUACAUCGCCCCCUCUCACAUGGCCUUGCUCUUGCGCGGCUCUUUCGCGCUAUGGCGCAUCGCGCGCAUCUACGCCGCGAGUCAGGUCCUGCGCAUGGGCGACGCCAGCUCAAAGUUGGGUGUCGAGCACGACCUCGUCAAGAACGGGAAGUUCCGCGUGCUCUGGAUGUUGCGUGGAGGAGACGGCUUCGCGGCCAAUUGCGAGGAGUUGGAGGACAUGAUGACGGACUUGCUCAAGAAGUUCAGCCGCUGGCAGCUGGAUCUCCUCUUCGGCCUCGACGUCUACCUCACGGGCGUGACCCCAGCCGAGGAGCGGAGGCUCCGGAGGCUCAUCCAGGGAUCGGCUAUCGAGAGCUGCGUGCGCUUCGAGCGCCGCGACGUUGUCGAGUGGGUGGUCAAGAGGAUGUCGGACGUGCUCAGGGACACUCUGCACGACAGGUGCGCCACCACGGGCGGCUCCAUGAUCGCCUUCUGUGGGAGUCCUGCGGUGGGCUUGCAGGUAUGCCGAGGAGUGCAGGAGGCGAACAUGCACGCCAGCGUGCUGCGGAUGGCUGGCUGCCGCAUGGCGUUCCAGGAGGGGCACUACGGCGUCGUGGGAGGCAAGCCGAAGGCGGUGGUGCGAAGGAGGUCUCGGUUGACAGCGUUGCAGCGCCUGAGGAUCGGACAAGAGAACCAGUGGGUUUCCUGA